Molecule: messenger RNA, 1425 nt
Organism: Bombus impatiens (common eastern bumble bee)
Lineage: Eukaryota; Metazoa; Arthropoda; Insecta; Hymenoptera; Apidae
Product: zwei Ig domain protein zig-8-like
Exons: 7
Coding region: 246-1241 (331 amino acids)
Biological process (GO): synapse organization
Cellular component (GO): neuron projection membrane
Source: RefSeq, a predicted model, not a curated record
GAGCUUUCAAACUGCGAGCAGUCAGUCGCCAGCCGACCGAGCUGCACGAGUCGUGAGUUAUGUUGUCGUGUUUUGUCGCAGGAGAUAUCGUCCUCGUAAUACCGUGACAGCUUUUGAAACCGCGAACUGUGCAUCGUUGUCGAGACAGCAAAACGGCUGGGAUUGGGUUUCCGUCGGUGGCCCGGUAAAAUCAACAGACGCCGCGAAAUAUCAGAAGCUUCGGGGGAUGCGAAAACCGGAGGACGAUGUCGAUGAGACCGGCCUGGGGGCCCAAGUUGUUUCUCGUGCUGGUGACGACCACGAUCGUUAUCGGCAAUUAUCAGCGACAUCGCGAGAGGACUCAUUUGCGCGAGCAGCUCGUUAACAGCCACAAAGUCACCAGGAACGUCACUCGAUUAGAAGAGGAAACAAUUGCUAAUCUGCCACCCCUUCGAAUUCCUCGAUUGAGGCAUCAUCGAGUGACAGAUUGGGGCCCGUACUUCGAAAAUGCAGAAGGCCAGGGAAUCAAUGGAUCGCAGAACGUAGCGUUGCAUCUUGGCGCGACUGCUCUUCUCGAUUGUCGCGUGGCGAUGCUCUCUGGCAAAAAGGUCAUAUGGUUACGCCGCAACGCCGACUGGGCAUCCCUUUUAACUCUGGGUAAUACCACUCACAUUUCCGAUCCCAGGUACAGCGUUAGCUUCCAAUAUCCAAACAACUGGAGGCUGGCAAUCGCCGGGGUACGCAGGGAGGAUCGUGGAUUGUACGUCUGUCAAGUGAACACGCAUCCUCCGAGAAUGCUCGUCACUAACGUCACUGUUCUCGCUCCAGACAUCAGGAUUCUGGACGAAGCUAGACACGAACUACGUGAUCGUUACUACAAAACCGGAAGCGGUAUCGAGCUAGCUUGCGUUGCUCGACCUUCUUGUCCCGACUCCAGGAUACCGCACCCUGUCUGGAGGAAAAAUGGUGAAACGUUGCCGGAUCAUGUCAACGUUUAUCACAUUAAUGGGUCGAACGAAGAUCUGGUGACCAAGCUAUAUAUCGAGCAGGCGAAAAAGACUGACAGCGGCGAAUACUCAUGCUCAGUGAGCCAAUUUAGUACCGCCGCGGUGCAUAUUCACGUCCUGAAUGGUGAGAAGCAAGCAGCAGUUCACCACGAUCAAUGGAACGCAGCGCGAACGAAUCACGAAAAAUUAAAAAGUCUAUACGUCACAAUCGCCAGCCUUGUUUUCCUCCGAACUUGGAUGAUCAACUCGCCAUAAAGUUCAUCGAAACAUUUUGAGGUUAUGAUUGCACAUUAUCUCGCAUCGCUCUCUCUUGUGCAUAUCCGCCAGAAAGCGUUUCUAGUAACGGAUCAGUAUUACGACGGAAGAAAACUGCCGAAUAAAUUGUACGCAAUAAUUUAGUGUGCAUUGUAUACAAUAUCGCAAAACCACCUCCGAACGA